CUCACCCUACCUCACAUACAAAACAAAGCAAUUCAGACUAAACUUAUAUACUAUGUGCUUAUACAUAUUCAUUUAUGUUUCCUAUAAGCUUCCUCCCACUUUAAAUUCUUAAAUUCUACGUCACUAUACUUCAUAGCACAUGCUUCACUUGUUGUUAGGGGGUCUUCAGUCUUCUUUUGGUGGUCUUUGGAUGAAGGUUUACACUCAUCCUCGUUGUCCUCUGGAUGGCCUCACAGGUUUGCACAUGCAUACUAAGCGUUGUGUUACUCUUGCUCUUGUGGAAGCACAGGCCUGAAAUGCUUCUCUGGUCAUCAGUUUCAGGGGAGGUUCAAAAGCUGUGCCCUGAAGCAAGGAAGUCUGAGUUAUUGAAAAGAAAUUAGAGAGCAAGGCCACUUCCUGAUGCGUAUACUUGCAGGAUCAGCAUAGGAAAGGCCCAGGAGCAAGAGAAGGCAGGCCCUGCAAAUGCCAGAGUCUUCCUGCAAAAUCUGAAGAUUCAUUGGAAGAACCUUAAAUGGGAGUAGAUUUCUGUGUGUAUAUCUUCAGGGCAGAGGGUUGUUAAAAGGAAUUGUCAUCCAUAACUAUGAAAAACAACAUCCUGUGAGUUUGUUUCAAGCUCCGUGCCUCAUCACUUCCUUCAGAUAAGCUGUGCUCCAAUCUCUCCUGGGGAAGGCUGGUGUCCUUGCAGAAACAUGGCCUUCCAUGGCUGGAAGUGGCUCCUCCUUUUGGGCAGGCAGAAUACCCUUGCAAAGGUGUGGAGAAGCAGGAGGGGAGGCCCCUCUCUGUGCUGGAAGCGCUGCUGCCAUUGGAGCACAGGCAAGUCUCUGGACCCUGAGGUGAGGGCUUUUUUGGAGGAGAACACCGAGGUCACCAACAGCGGGCACCUCACACCAGAGAUCCGGCUGCGCCUCCUCACCCCUCGCUGCAGGUUCUGGAGAGAAAAACCUGACCUGUGGCCUUAUGGGGACCCUUUCUGGGCAAUUUACUGGCCAGGAGGCCAAGCCCUCUCCAGGUACAUUUUAGAUAAUCCAUGUGUGGUUAAAGGGCGAUCAGUUCUGGAUCUUGGAAGUGGAUGUGGAGCAACAGCAAUAGCUGCUGUGAUGAGUGGUGCAUCCCAUGUCCUUGCCAAUGACAUUGACCCUAUUGCAGGAAUGGCAAUGAUCUUGAACUGUGAACUGAACCACUUGAAUCCCUUCCCCAUCACCAUUAAGAACAUCAUCAAUUCAGAGGCUGGCAACUGGGACCUCAUCGUUCUAGGAGAUAUGUUUUAUGACGAACAACUUGCUGAUGGUCUGCAUCACUGGCUGCAGAAGUGCAUCAGGAUUCACCAGACUGAAGUGCUGAUUGGUGACCCUGGCAGGCAUCAGUUUCUAAGCCACAGCAUUCACAGUCAGCUGCACAAAGUUAUAGAAUAUUCACUGCCUGAGUAUACGAGACAAGAAAAUUACGGGCUAACAUCAAGUAUCGUCUGGAGUUAUCAGCCCUCCAACGGCUUAGACGACUCUUGAAGCUGCCUUUCUAUGGGAUUUUGUCUCACUUGGUUGGCUUUCUGCAGUUAUAUAAAAUGAAAAUGGAAUUAAACAGAGAAAUUAUCUGUUAAAGUAAAGCAGCUUACUGUACCUCCACUGGACUGAUUUCAAUCAUACUGAGGCUUUUGCUCAAUUUGAGGUAAAAGCUACAUGCAAACUGUGUUCAAAGGGACCUGCACUGAAGUGCAGAUCUACAAACAACUUACAUGUAGGAGUUUGCAUGCUUGAUGUUUCCCAUGUAUAUUUGUGUCUUGCUGACAUUCCUGUGAAAUGUUUUGGAUGUCCAGCGUAAGACUGUGGGGAGAGGGCUGUGGCUGAAGGACUACUUCACUGCUUCCACAGGCUUUUGCAGCUUAUUUAUAGAAAAUUUCUAAAUAUAGAAAAUUAUUGCUGCCCUCCAUAAAAUUCUCCACUAGAUUAUUAGCUCGUAAUAUGCUCAACUUGAAGUGCCUUGCUCUUUUUCUGGGUAUCUCUUCUGAAUGUCAAAGUAACUAAAUUGAAUCCCCCCCUUUCCCUCUAUAAUAAAAAUUUCCUCUUCCUUGAAACUGCCAGAGUGAUUGUGUAGGAGUUGCACCCAAAUCUAAACUCUGCUUCUUGACUGCCAGCCAGUGUAAAAGCUUUAAUAAAUGGAAAGUGAAUAAAUAGUACCAGCUAUGGGGUAACUUCAUCCCCUUGAGAGUAGGGUCAACUGAUCUACAUUCCCUACAUUACCCUUUGCAAGGGUAAACCAAGCAAUGUCACCUUGGGAAGCUGCUGAGGGAUGAAGUCUUUACUUCUGUGACAAACGGAGGGUAACUAAAUAAAAACUGAAUAAAAGCCUGAUAUAAUUAUUUUGCUCUUCUCUUGAGGAGAUGCUGGACAAACUCCAGAAUCAUUCUCAGUUUUAUCUGCCAACUAAGAACCAGUUUCAUCUGCCAAACAUGAUAAAAAAAAUAUCUGAUCCUCAGGUAAAAUGUUGUAACUGUAGCCAUUUGAAGAAGCAGCCAGUCUCAGAGCAGUCUUACAGAAGUGUCAACUUUAGCAGUCAAUUAUUGAACAAGCAGAGAGGGGGAGCUAAUAGCUGCACCAUAGAACACAGUGCACCUACAAGUCUCCCAAUACCAGCUGCUGUGGUGGAAGCUUACAAAUGUGAAAGAGUGCGUGGCACUCACUCAGAAAAUCAUGGUAUUCAUGAAGUAGAAGGUUUAGGAGCACAGUCAGAUGUACAUGGUUCUAUAAUCCAACAAGUUUUCAGAACUCUCCAAACAGCCAA
Messenger RNA from Poecile atricapillus (Black-capped chickadee), 2778 nucleotides. Its product is annotated as electron transfer flavoprotein beta subunit lysine methyltransferase-like. Gene Ontology annotation, biological process: peptidyl-lysine trimethylation. Lineage: Eukaryota; Metazoa; Chordata; Aves; Passeriformes; Paridae. The transcript is spliced from 7 exons. The record is from RefSeq and is a predicted model, not a curated record. Gene Ontology annotation, molecular function: protein-lysine N-methyltransferase activity. Gene Ontology annotation, cellular component: mitochondrial matrix. Bases 690 to 1505 code for a protein of 271 amino acids.